Prosopis cineraria is the source of this 1031-nucleotide messenger RNA. Its product is annotated as 2-hydroxy-palmitic acid dioxygenase mpo1. Gene Ontology annotation, cellular component: endoplasmic reticulum. Gene Ontology annotation, biological process: sphingoid catabolic process. Lineage: Eukaryota; Viridiplantae; Streptophyta; Magnoliopsida; Fabales; Fabaceae. The record is from RefSeq and is a predicted model, not a curated record.
CCUCAUGGGUAGGAUUGAACAAAGCUGACGUAUUAUCGGCCGCCAAUCGUCUUGUUUAUGACGCGCGAGCGUGGAGUACAUGAAACUACAAUUAUUUAGGCGUCGCACGCGGGAUUUCCACCGCCCAACGGCUUUAUAAGGUCAUUGAAUUUUUCUCCGGGAAUCAAUUUCUCCCCACUCACCUGUCCCUGUAAGAUUUUUUUUUUUUUUGGUUAGUGAAGUCUGCAAGAUUUUCAUCUAACCCAAUGGGGAGGAUUGGAUUGUUCGAUCUGGAGAAGCACUUUGCCUUCUAUGGUGCAUACCACAGCAAUCCAAUUAAUAUUGCCAUCCACACCUUGUUUGUAUGGCCAAUCUUCUUCACUUCCCUGGUUUUUCUGUACUUCACGCCUCCCCUUUUCAAAGCCCCUGAACUAGUGCUCGGUUAUGGCCUCGUCUUUAAUUACGGGUUCUUGCUUGCUGCUGUCUAUGCCUUCUUCUACGUCUCCUUGGAUUACAAAGCCGGCUCUUUUGCGGCUUUGAUCUGUUUGUUCUGUUGGGUGGGAUCUAGCAUUCUUGCUCAAAGGCUCGGCUUUUCUCUCGCGUGGAAGGUUGUGCUUGCAUCUCAGCUGUUUUGUUGGACCGGACAGUUUGUUGGUCAUGGCGUGUUUGAGAAACGUGCACCGGCUCUCUUGGACAAUCUUACUCGCUUUCUAAUGGCCCCUUUCUUUGUGUUGCUCGAGGUCUUCCAAUCACUUUUUAAAUAUGAGCCCUACCCAGGGUUUCAUAAAAGGGUGAAGGCAAAAAUAGGAGCUGAGAUCAAGGAAUGGCAGGACAAGAAAGAAAAGAAACUUUCUUAGCUUUAGCAAUUGAUUUACUGAUGUCAUUAUUGUGUAUACCCUCUGUAAACUACAGAAAAAAUAUAUUUUGUAGUUGUGUUGUAACUUAAUAUUCGCAGUGUGGUGGGGCAUUGUCUAAUGUUUGUCGUUGUAAACGACCUUUCUUCAAUUGACGACCUCUUACUCAAUUUAUGAUGAUUCGUACUUGCAAAGUGA